Molecule: messenger RNA, 3933 nt
Organism: Athene cunicularia (burrowing owl)
Lineage: Eukaryota; Metazoa; Chordata; Aves; Strigiformes; Strigidae
Gene: ST8SIA5
Product: ST8 alpha-N-acetyl-neuraminide alpha-2,8-sialyltransferase 5
Exons: 8
Biological process (GO): oligosaccharide metabolic process; N-glycan processing
Molecular function (GO): alpha-N-acetylneuraminate alpha-2,8-sialyltransferase activity
Source: RefSeq, a predicted model, not a curated record
ACUCAGAGCCUCCAAUAAAUCAGCAUGCAGGAACUGAGAGCUCUGUCCUUGAAGAGAUGCACAGUGACCUUGCUUAUGCUUACUCUGGAGGAAUAACCAGGGGAAAUAUAGGAGCCCAAAUAGUGAGUGGUGUAUGACUAAAGGCACUGCAUUCUGCAUGAAAAUGCUACAGUACCGAAGGGACUGUACGGACAGCAUGCUGUUACACAAAAUGCAGCUUUCCUGCUAGCCUGACCAGAUUGCUGCUGUUGUUUUUUGCAGGGGACUGAAUGAAAUCCUCAUGAUCGUUACAUGCUUGUUGAAUAAUAGCACACCCCAGUCACGUCUCCUUGCAAGCACAUUUCAUUGGAAUCACUGAGCAGAAGCAAAGAAGAGCUGACGACUAUGUGUUUCCAACAUGGGUUGCCGGAGCCCUGUGUUUGCCAUUGGCUGCAGUUUUCUGGUUUAUUUGCAGCUUCCCCCAUCUGGAAUAUGAAAAUGGGAUUGAAGUAGAUAAUUGCUAGCAGCGCGUUUUCAAGAGAGGCUUAGAGGAAACAGAAUGCCUCUUGCACAGCACAGGCUGCCUGCACCGAAAGAGCUCUGAGAGAUGAUUUUAGAUGUUACCCACGUCUGAUUCUCCUGGAAACUUUACCAUGGAAGCCAGCCACUGCGCACAGUCCUGGAGCUAACAUCCAAAAGGGGCAAGGAAGGGACAGCAGGGCCAAACAAUGGGAUACCUUGUCUUUGGAUUGCUCAGAGAAAAGCCAGCAAGCGUUCCCCUCCGCUUCCCAGCAAAAAGGGCAUGAAGGCGACAAUGAACUGAAUUUUACCAGUGCAGCUUCAGUGGCUUUUAAGAAGGAUGGGCUACACUGACCCUUCGUCAAGCAGGGAUUUGCUGGGGAACAGAACUUUGUUCUUCAUAUUCAUCUGCGCCUUUGCCGUGGUCACCUUGCUGCAGCAGAUCCUCUAUGGGAGAAACUAUCUCAAAAGAGGACUGCAGUUUAGCUGGCAGAAUGGAGAGGAAUUGGCAAAUUGGACCGGCACCUUUAAUUUCACGGAUGACGGAGCGGUGAAGAGUGGCAGUGACACAGGCACCAGGUAUUUUGAGUUUUAUGAAGGGCCUCUGGAAUACAACUCCACCAAAUGCCUGGAAUUACGGCAGGACAUCAUUGAGGUGAAGGUUUUGUCUAUGGUGAAACAAACUGAAUUGUUUGACAGAUGGAAGAGCCUUCAGAUGUGCAAAUGGGAGAUGAAUGUCACAGAAGCUAAUUUAUUCAAGUAAGAAUGGUCCAAAUUAAUGAGACUGAGUAAGAUUUGUUUUAGUUUGAGUUUAGCUUCCUGUAGAGAGAGAAAACCACUUCCAUCUAUGAUUCAGGCAGAAGUAAGGACGGAAGAUUUGUUGCUUCCACGUUUCAAGGUAUUUUAACUGUUUCCUUACGUGAUGUUGCAGGAUAUGCCAUACCACCGCUCCCAGUUUAAGAAAUGUGCGGUGGUUGGGAACGGAGGAAUUCUGAAGAACAGCAGAUGUGGCCGAGAGAUUGACAGUGCAGACUUCGUGUUUCGAUGCAAUUUGCCUCCUAUAUCUGAGAAAUACUUCACGGACGUUGGGGUAAAGACGGAUGUUGUGACUGUCAAUCCCAGUAUAAUUACUGAGAGAUUUCAUAAGCUGGAGAAAUGGAGGAAACCCUUCUACGACGUGCUCCAGGUCUACGAGAACGCUUCCGUUCUGCUGCCAGCUUUCUACAACACUCGCAACACGGACGUCUCAAUCCGUGUCAAAUAUGUCCUGGAUGAUUUUGAAUCUCAGCAAGCUGUUUAUUACUUUCAUCCCCAGUAUCUCAUCAAUGUCUCACGCUACUGGCUCGGCCAAGGGGUGCGGGCCAAGCGGAUUAGCACUGGACUGAUCCUGGUGACUGCUGCCCUGGAGCUCUGUGAAGAGGUUCACCUUUUUGGCUUUUGGGCCUUCCCCAUGAACCCCUCAGGGAUUUUUAUAACUCACCACUACUAUGACAAUGUGAAACCUCGCCCUGGUUUUCAUGCUAUGCCCUCAGAAAUCUUCAACUUCCUCCACAUGCACAGCAAGGGGAUCCUGCGGGUCCAUACAGGGACCUGCAGCUGCUGUUGACAGGGACAUUUCUUCCUCUGACACAAAAGUGUAACAGGAAGGAACUCAAUGCCUCUGUAUGGUGGAGGAGGUUUUACUACACCCUGAGAUUAUGCAAUAAUUGUUUGAUAGAAAUUUCCUCAAGGCAUUGCAUCCCAUAGGAUCUAGGAUACCAGCACCUUUCCUGAUAGCAGAGUUGGGUCCGUAACAAUGUAGGAGAAGCAAAACUCCUCUCUCCCAGGGUAGCACUGCCCUGGAAAGCAAGUCAGAUAAGAAGCACAUUUCCAGUAGGCUUAGGGAUAAACAGAGCACAUUAAUAUAGUUAUCAUUUCACUAUGAAGAAAAGCACCAAACUUUUGAGGAGAAUCAGUGAUGGGGAAUUUUAGCAUAGACUGCAUGACUUCACAUAGGUUUCUGAAUCAAGUACCUUGGGUCAUCGCCAGAUUUUACUGAAAGCACUGUUCUCUGGAAUUUGGGUUUUUGAAAAUACACUUUAGUAUUGUAGUUUUACGGGGAAAUACAUAACCCGAAGUCUUUGUUCUGUAGCGUCACAAAGUACUGGUGAAAAAUAGCAGAUAGAUCUGAUAGGAAUAAACAAGAACACUUUGUUAAUUUUUUCAGCCAGGAUAGAAAAGAAUGUUAAACUCCCAUUCCCAGCAACAGCUAACUGUGUUGAUCAUGGUGUGCAACUUUUUUUGUGUUUCUUCUUCUUUUAUGUGUCCUAUAUUUCUGGUCUCCUCUGCUGAUCAUGUCUUCUUCCUCAUUGUCUGUAGUGCUUUCUAUCUAGCUAACGCAUGAGCCAUGUGCGUACUUCUUCAUUCCAGAUUAGAGUCCUUAUUAGAGGAAACAUGCUUCUUCACACUUCUGCAAGCUGAAUAGCAAGGAGAUUACGUAGUUAUAUUUUCUAAGUUGAUUUUGGGGUUCAAAUACCAUCACAGCAUAAGACUAAAAAAAGCAUUUCCUCUUUGAUUUUUAUUCAAGACUUUGCAAGAGUAUCUGAAUGUUGGUUCACUGUUCUGCGGGUCAAGUUAAAUACUUUCAGGUAUCUGUAAUAGGUACGAGCAGAAAACAGUUAAAAUACAGAGAGGAUACUUUGUGGUUUGGAUUAUGAUACUUAUUUUAAAAUUAUGCAUCUUAAGAUGUCAGACAUCUUAAUGUGACAUUUUUGUGUGUUGAGAAUGUUGCUAGAAUAGUAAAAGGACUGGUGUACUCUUUAAAAUUUACCAAUGCAACUCUGUCAGUUACGCCACGCUCAAUUUUUCACCUGAUACAGGUUAAAUUGACACAAUCCUGAUGCAGAAACUCCUGCCACAUAUUGCGGGAGUUUAUUUUGUCUGCUGAACUGUGGUGUAGUGGGCUGCUGGUAUAUGCCCUUUCACACCACAGUAUGAGUGAGGGUGAGGUUUGCUGUUUGAGCUGUACUGGCAUAGUUAAAUGAACAGAGUUUCCUCGUUUAAGUUCUUAGUCUGAAGCACUUGGGCUGUUGUCCAGUGCCUUGUCUUGCUUUGAUCAAGGAUUGGAGUUUAACAUGCUAGUUCUGUAUGAGGAAUACUUUUUUUUUAGGAGGGGGGGAGAGGGUUUAAAUCCAAAUCUGGACUUGGAUUUUGAUUUUGUAAUGCAUGAAUGCACAAAGCUUGUUUUAAAAGACUCUGUGCUAAGCUGAGAGCUGUGAAAGUUGCUCAUGCUACGGAUAAAAUGAUCCAAAAGGAAGUGGAGCGUGAUGGUCACCAUUUCAAAAGUCCCUACUGGCCAGCAGUGACCUGGAUGGUAUGCGAGAGUGUAUUUCCUUAACGUUACACUAGACUCCAAAGGUCUGAUUACUUUUAAAAACAACCCAUAUCCUUGAUAAA